This is a messenger RNA of Tauraco erythrolophus (red-crested turaco), 759 nucleotides long. NCBI's taxonomy places the organism in Eukaryota, Metazoa, Chordata, Aves, Musophagiformes, Musophagidae. The record is from RefSeq and is a predicted model, not a curated record.
AUGUCCAACGACAACUCCAUCAGUGAGUUCCUUCUCCUGGUAUUGACAGACGCACGGGAGCUGCAGCUCUUGCACUUCUGUCUCUUCCUGGGCAUCUACCUGGCUGCUCUCCUGGGAAACAGCCUCAUCAUCACCACCAUAGCCUGUGACCACCACCUCCACAACCCCAUGUACUUCUUCCUCCUCAACCUCUUUCUCCUUGACCUGGGCUCCAUCUCCACCACUGUUCCCAAAGCCAUGGCCAAUUCCCUCUAUAACACCAGGGACAUCUCCUACUCAGGAUGUGCUGCUCAGAUGUUUUUCUUUCUCUUCUUGAUAUCAGCAGAGUAUUUUCUUCACACCAUCAUGUCCUAUGACCGCUACGUUGCCAUCUGCAAACCCCUGCACUACGGGACCCUCCUGGGCAGCAGAACUUGUGCCCACAUGGCAGCAGCUGCCUGGGCCACUGGGUUUCUCUAUGCUGUGCUGCACACGGCCAACACAUUUUCACUGCCCCUCUGCCACGGCAAUGCCCUGGACCAGUUCUUCUGUGAAAUCCCCCACAUCCUCAAGCUCUCCUGCUCACACUCCUACCUCAGGGAACCUGGGCUUCUUGUGGUUAGUGUUUGUUUAGGAUUUGGGUGUUUUGUGUUCGUUGUGGUGUCCUAUGUGCAGAUCUUCAGGGCUGUGCUGAGGAUCCCUGUCGUGGUUUUUGGACUGAGGGUCGAGACAAGAACCGAGAUGGAGCACCCACCAAGCAUGGUCCCUGGCAAAACAUGA